This is a messenger RNA of Dichotomopilus funicola, 1323 nucleotides long. RefSeq names its product mitochondrial carrier domain-containing protein. Gene Ontology annotation, molecular function: pyrimidine nucleotide transmembrane transporter activity. Gene Ontology annotation, cellular component: mitochondrion. Lineage: Eukaryota; Fungi; Ascomycota; Sordariomycetes; Sordariales; Chaetomiaceae. The transcript has 2 exons. Bases 1 to 1323 code for a protein of 440 amino acids. Gene Ontology annotation, biological process: pyrimidine nucleotide import into mitochondrion. The record is from RefSeq and is a predicted model, not a curated record.
AUGUCUCACAACGAACACCUUUCUCCCGACACUCAACCGACAGCUGGAUCACAGUCAGAAUAUGGGGUAGCGCUAUCUGAGCCCCAGGCCCCGCAGUCACAGUCGGCGGAUAUUUCACCAUCUAAAGGGACAGACACGGCCCGUUUGGCCGCGACCGAAGCGAUGUCCGAUUCAACUCCACUCACAGCUUGGGAGCGCUGGGCCGUUGGUGCCUCAGAAUCCCAAUUCAAUGCCCUGUCAGGCGCCGUCGGCGGCUUCACAUCAGGCAUUGUCACUUGCCCGCUCGACGUCAUCAAAACCAAGCUGCAGGCUCAAGGCGGCUUUGCGUCGCAAUUACCUGCUGGGCACACGAGGGUGUACAAGGGAUUGUUUGGGACAGCAAGUGUGAUAUGGAACCAAGAGGGGCUCCGGGGCAUGUACAGAGGCUUGGGCCCCAUUAUCAUGGGUUAUUUGCCCACCUGGGCAGUAUGGUUCACGGUCUAUAACAAGUCCAAGAGGUUCCUCGGGGAGUACCACGAUAACAGCUUCGUCGUCAACUUCUGGUCAUCGGUAGUAGCGGGCGGUAGUAGCACUAUUGUCACAAACCCGAUUUGGGUUAUCAAGACCCGCCUGAUGUCACAGUCGACGAGCCACGACAGGGCGCGGUUCUCGCUGUUUCCAAAGGGCGCCAACACCCCAACAUCACGGCCAACGCUGCACCAGCCGUGGCACUACAAGUCAACAUGGGAUGCAGCACGCAAAAUGUACACGACAGAGGGCAUCCUCUCGUUCUACUCCGGGUUGACACCAGCACUUCUCGGGUUAACCCAUGUUGCCGUACAAUUCCCAGCCUAUGAGUUCCUUAAGCUCAAAUUUACGGGGAGGGAGAUGGGUGCGGCACCCGUCCCAGGCGAGGACGAGAAGGCGCACUGGUUCGGUAUCUUGUCUGCGUCGAUAAUGUCGAAGAUCCUUGCGAGCAGCGCUACUUACCCGCACGAAGUGAUUCGAACACGACUACAAACGCAACGGCGACCAAUGCCAGGAUACGAGUACAUGCAGGGCCUCGGCGGUACACAGGCGGGGACUAACGGGUCCGCCCAACCGCCAAACGCUGGGCCGAAGUACAAGGGUAUUGUCUCCACGGUCCGAACCAUGCUUCGAGAGGAAGGCUGGAGGGCAUUUUAUGCGGGACUGGGCACAAACAUGACACGUGCCGUGCCGGCUGCCACUGUGACCAUGCUCACGUACGAAUACACGAUGAGCAACCUCAACCGUAUGAGGACAACUGGGAAAGCGAAGAUGCAGCAGGAGCAGUCGGAGCGAAGGGAGUUUUCGGGGGUGUAG